Molecule: messenger RNA, 816 nt
Organism: Exserohilum turcica Et28A
Lineage: Eukaryota; Fungi; Ascomycota; Dothideomycetes; Pleosporales; Pleosporaceae
Exons: 2
Coding region: 1-816 (271 amino acids)
Source: RefSeq, a predicted model, not a curated record
AUGGCGCAAGUCGUAGCUCCCAGCAGCCAAGCUAGCACCGCUCCAUAUGCGCAACAGAAUGCGCCGCACGGCAAGAAGCGACCCGCCGACAGCUCGCUGGAAAACGAGCAGCGUUUGAGCAAGCGAUUCGACCUGCUGAAUCUCGGUAUGUGCUUCUGGCCCCUCUCCUACAAUGGCACGCGCCUCUAUAUUCCCGUCGCAGGCUCGCUCGAGGGCGCACACGCACACGCACACGCACACGCACGCGGGCUACCAGGCCAGCCCAUAGCAGGCGCCGACCCUCUCGCCUUUGUCUCGAGCAGCCGGCCUCCACGCUCGCGGCGACCACGCGCGCCGCCCACCGACGCCGACGGCAUGGAGGUGGAAGACACGCCGCACCGCGUCUACAUCUCGGACCUGAGUGCCGAGCUCAGCGACAUCGAGUCGGACGAGGAGAAGCCCAUUUUCCUGUCGGACAUUGAAAAGCACCUCUCCAAGAUACCGCGCCACGUGCUGCUCGGCCCGGAGCCCAAGCCCACCAUGCACAACCAGAUGGUCCUGUACAAUGUGCCCUCGAGCCUGACGGUCCCGCAGGAACAGGACAAUGUGCGCAAGGCUAUUGUAGAGACCAGACAGCGCAUCCGCGACAGGCAGGCUAAUCCUGUCACCGAGCCGCCGGGUGUCUUUGCUGCCAACACUACUUGCACUACCACUUUACAUACUCCUCCUGCUCUUCCUCGUACUAGCACUACUCCUAAUACAACCACAACCAUGAUGACGGAUGAUAUACCCCCGGCGCACGACAACAGUACCGUCGAUGCCAUGGAUAUUGACUAA